This is a messenger RNA of Brassica rapa (field mustard), 4326 nucleotides long. Its product is annotated as subtilisin-like protease SBT3.17. Gene Ontology annotation, biological process: proteolysis. Gene Ontology annotation, molecular function: serine-type endopeptidase activity. The record is from RefSeq and is a predicted model, not a curated record. NCBI's taxonomy places the organism in Eukaryota, Viridiplantae, Streptophyta, Magnoliopsida, Brassicales, Brassicaceae.
AUUUUCAGGGUUUUAAGAGUUUGUGUUCAGGCUGAUUCUUUUUCAACAAGAAUCUUCCAAGAAUAUUAGGGUUCUUAUUCUUGGAUCUCCUCAAACAGUGUCCUCUCUGAUUGUAUCCCAGAAGAAGCAUAAAGAUGAUUGUAUUCAACCCAUCUUGUAUUUAAACUGAUCAGGAUUUGGUUAAGAAUGUUGGGAGUUUUUUUUAGCGUACAACGAAGAUAGGAGAUAACACCAAAGCUAAUAGUUAAUUUGGGACUACUCUAGUUUAAAACGGUUUUGUUUCUUUUUAUAUAAUUAUCGGCGUAGAAUUAAAACGAGUUAAAACUUGAAACUGUUAUUGUCUGUCAAAACCAUGAUGGUAAGGUAAAUGUAAAUAUUAUGUUAUUCAGAUAUGAAUUUAAAGUUUUCUUUUUUUUUAAUUAAAGGGUUUUGAGAAUUUAAAAUUUUAUUUUUAAUUUAGUAUUAUUAAAUUAGAAAUUUAAAAUUUUCAUAUUAAAUAUACUCUUGUUAAAUAUGUUUAAGCAGUGGAUGAUAUUUUGUGAUAUUAGGGUGGACAGAUGAAGUUUCAUAAUUAAAUGUAUAAUACAUAAAUUUCAUGGUUUUAGAAUGUUUGCUAAAUAAUUUUAAUGAAAAGCAUAAUACACCCAAAAUUAUCUCCAAUUUAUUAUAACUUAAAUACUUAUAAUUUUUAAAAUCAAAUUGAGUAUAACUCCCUCGGUUGAUGUCUAAUUUCUCGCAAAAAGAGUUUAGUCAUAUUACGUCAUUUAUUAGAAAACUAUUAAAAUUGAUUGAAAGCUUAUUGUUUUGAUUGAAAGCUUGAAUACUAUUUUCACUAGAAAAUUGUAAGAUUUGAUUUUCAAAUGAUGUUAUGCGAUGACAAAAAAAAAAUAAUGUUAUGCAAAUUAUUAGAAAAGUUGAUAAGAAAUCUUCACUGUCAUGCAUAGGGGUAAAAUUUACAAUAUAUAGUAUUUCUAUUAAAUUAUUACGAAAAAUUAAACAAACCCUAUGAAAACAAAUUACGCAAAUAAUUUUCUUAAAAGGUAAAAGUGAAUAAUUUUAUUAUAAAAUAGUAUAUGAUAGUGUUAUGUAAAAAAACUAGAUAUAACUUUUAUAUACAGGUAACUACCAAAUGAAAUGUUAAACAUUCAUUACUAAAAGUGUAUAUUUUUAGAUUAUGUAAAUUUCUGACUAUUUGUUUAGAAAAUGUAGUGAAACUGAAAAAUUAGAAACUUGUAAAAUAAUAAAAACUAACAAAAUAUAUAAGAUAACAAUAUUGAACAGCAUAUAAAAUGAGAACUAAUAAAUAAAUAAUUGGGAAAAACUAAAAGAAACAAGUCACAGGAAAAUUAAUCAAUUUAGGUUUAUAUAAAGUUACUACUAUAGAUAGAAAUCCGUUAUAUAAUUAUUCAGUUGUCACCCCUUCCCCCUUUUUAUUUGUCUUCUUGAUUCUCAUGAAGCUUGUUUUUCUUAUGUAUAUUUAUUCGAAAAAUAGCAAGUAAAAGGUUUUUUUUUUUUAAUCAAAGAUUAUUAAUUUGUGAGAAUUCAGAUGAAAUGAGCAAUUUAGAUGAUGAUGAUGAUGAUGGUUGAUCCGAGGACCUCUGAAGAAUCUAUUUGGGUACGGCCAACGAGAAGGUAAAAGACUUCUCUAUGUUUAGCCAAGUUCAUGAUAUUGUUGAUAGACUUUGUGAAGUUUAUGGGGUAAUGUCGUUAAAUAGUUUUUGCUGUUAUACUUAUUCUGACAAACAAACUAGGUGGAAUGCUGAAAAGUCCCAAAUUUCAUUUAUGUUUAAAAUGGUAAAUUAGUUUAUUUCUUAACUGUUGUCUGGUGGUAUGUUUAUUUUUAGAAUCUAGUUAAUUAGUUUUCUAAUUUUCAUCUUUUCUCAAUACCCUUAUAAUAUGAUAAUCAGAAGACAUGUCCAAGCAGCUUGUGUUGCAAUCAGAGGAUCAUUGUUGAGGGGCAAGAUUGUUACUAACCCUCUGCAUUUCUCUAAACCCAAAAAUUAUAAUGAGGUACUGUUUUCUGAUUAGCAAUACAAGUUCUAAGGCGUGUCCUUUGGUCAUAAGUCUCGUGUUAAUCCUGAACGGAGUGUUUAUCUCUGCGGCACAAGUCAAUUUGUUGAACAAGGUUCACAUUGUCCAUUUGGGAGCAAAGAAACAUGAUACUCCUGAGCUAGUUACUAAAUCACAUUACCAAAUUUUGGAACCAAUUCUUGGAAGCAAAGAAGCUGCCCAGAAAUCUAUAGUAUACAAUUACAAGCAUGGUUUCUCCGGGUUUGCAGCAAAACUUACAGCGUCCCAAGCAAAGAACCUUUCAGCGCAUCCCGAGGUUCUUUGUGUUAUACCAAGUCGAACACUGAGGUUGAAAACAACAAGAGCAUUCGAUUACUUAAGACUUUUGCCUAGUUCUCCAAAAGGUCUUCUACAUGAUACCCGUUUGGGCAGUGAAGCUAUUAUUGGCAUCAUAGACUCAGGGAUAUGGCCAGAGUCAGAGUCAUUCAAGGACACAGGUCUAGGACCGAUCCCGCAACGGUGGAAAGGAAAAUGUGUGUCUGGAGAUGGAUUUGACGCCAGUAAACAUUGCAACAAGAAGCUUAUAGGGGCUGAGUUCUAUGUUGACAGUCUUGCAGCAGAGACGAACGGACAAUAUGAUUUCCAUGCAGAAAAUGAGUAUAGGUCGGCUAGAGAUGGUGCAGGCCACGGCACACACGUGUCUGCGAUAGCUGCUGGCUCUUUUGUGGCUAACGCAAGCUACAAAGGACUUGGUGGAGGAACCGCUAGAGGCGUGGGUCCUCAUGCACGUAUAGCUAUGUACAAGACCUGCUGGGGAAAACUUGGAUGUCUUACACCUGAUGUACUCAAAGCAAUAGAUCAUAGCAUACGUGACGGGGUUGAUGUUAUAUCGAUUUCGAUCGGUGCUGACGCACCUGCCGGUUUCGAAAUUGAUACAAGCGAUGUAUCAUUUGGUUCAUUCCAUGCGGUAAUGAAAGGCAUUCCCGUUGUCUGUUCUGCUGGAAACGAGGGACCGAACGCUCAAACCGUUGAUAACGUUGCUCCAUGGAUCAUAACCGUAGCUGCUACAUCCAUGGACCGCUCCUUCCCUAUCCCCAUCACUCUUGGAAAUAAUAUAACAAUCCUCGGUGAAGGUUUAAACACAUUCCCUGAAGUUGGAUUUACUGAUCUUUUAUUACAAGAGGAAUUGAUGGAAACCUCAAUCGCACAAGGGCAAAUUAAAGGAAAAAUCGUGCUUGCGUUUACUCCAAACAAUGAAGCGAUACAAAAGGCAGACCGUGUAUUGAAUGCUGGAUGUGCUGGCAUCAUCUAUGCACAAUCUGUAGUUGAUCCUACGGUUUGCAGUGGCCUAGAUGUUCCUUGCGCCGUUGUAGAUUACGAAUUUGGAACUGACAUGUUAUACUAUAUCGAGACCACCGAUGUGCCUUUAGCAAAGCUAAGCACUUCCAAGACUCUUGUUGGUCGGCCUGUUGCAUCUAGAGUGGCUCGUUUCUCUUGUAGAGGACCUAAUUCAGUUUCCCCAGCAAUUCUAAAGCCAGACAUAGCAGCACCGGGUGUUAAUAUUCUUUCUGCUGUACCUGAUGGGUAUAAGUUCAUGUCGGGAACAUCAAUGUCAACUCCUAUUGUGUCAGGAAUCGUUGGGCUAAUCAGACAAACCCGCCCUGACUGGUCUCCUGCUGCAAUCCGAUCCGCACUUGUCACAACAGCAUGGAGGACCGAUCCAUCUGGAGAGCCUAUAUUUUCAGAGGGAGCAACACGGAAACUUGCUGAUCCGUUUGACUAUGGAGGAGGGCUGAUCAAUCCAGAGAAAGUCACAGACCCUGGACUUGUUUACGACAUGGGUUUGGAUGACUAUAUUCAUUACUUGUGUUCUGCGGAUUACUCUGAUAAUGAAAUUUCCAAACUAAUUGGGAAACCUAAUCAAUGCCCUUCGCCAAGGCCUUCUAUGCUCGACCUCAACAUGCCUUCGAUCACAAUCCCAAGUCUCACUGGAGAAGUCACCGUGACUAGAACAGUAACGAAUGUUGGACCGGCUGAUUCGGUUUACAAACCCGUUAUUGAGCCUCCUUUUGGAAUAGAGCUUGAGGUGAAUCCGAAGACUCUUGUGUUUGGUUCCAACACAACGAAGAAUACAUUUAGCGUGAGAGUGAGAUCGAAUCAUCAAGUGAACGGGGACUUUUAUUUUGGGAGCUUGUGUUGGACCGAUGGAGCUCACAACGUUACUAUUCCUGUUUCCAUCAGGACAAAGAUCUUGAGGAAUUACGUUUAAUCAUUUUUCACUUGUAAUAUAGUUUUUACCAUGGUAUGUUUCUGAAU